Molecule: messenger RNA, 1950 nt
Organism: Colossoma macropomum (tambaqui)
Lineage: Eukaryota; Metazoa; Chordata; Actinopteri; Characiformes; Serrasalmidae
Gene: tpi1a
Product: triosephosphate isomerase 1a
Exons: 7
Coding region: 92-838 (248 amino acids)
Biological process (GO): glyceraldehyde-3-phosphate biosynthetic process; glycolytic process; glycerol catabolic process
Cellular component (GO): cytosol
Molecular function (GO): triose-phosphate isomerase activity
Source: RefSeq, a predicted model, not a curated record
GCCAAUCUCGUGUCGUAGUUUAAGCCCCGUGUGUUGCUGUGGUAACUUCAGGCCUGUGCUCUUGCUUUAUUUACUUCAACGGUUUGCAGACAUGUCGGCCAGAAGAUUCUUCGUUGGAGGAAACUGGAAAAUGAAUGGCAACAAGGAGAGUCUUGGCGAACUCAUAACAAUGCUGAACACGGCCAGUCUCCACGAUGAAACAGAGGUGGUGUGUGGAGCCCCCUCUAUCUACCUGGAUUAUGCCAAAUCCAACCUGGACCCCAAGAUUGGUGUAGCUGCCCAAAACUGCUACAAGGUGGCCAAGGGUGCCUUUACUGGUGAGAUCAGCCCAGCAAUGAUCAAGGACUGUGGUGUAGACUGGGUGAUUCUCGGCCACUCAGAGAGGAGGCACGUCUUUGGUGAAAGCGAUGAGCUGAUUGGUCAGAAGGUGGCUCAUGCACUGGAGAGUGGAUUGGGAGUGAUUGCGUGUAUUGGUGAAAAGCUGGAGGAAAGAGAGGCUGGGACCACAGAGGAAGUGGUGUUUGCCCAGACCAAAGUCAUUGCAGACAAUGUGAGUGACUGGGGUAAAGUGGUGUUGGCAUACGAGCCUGUCUGGGCUAUUGGCACCGGCAAAACUGCCACACCAGAACAGGCCCAGGAGGUGCAUGAGAAGCUGAGAGUUUGGAUGAGGGAGAAUAUCUCAGAGGCUGUGGCUGACUCUGUGCGCAUCCUCUAUGGAGGCUCCGUGACAGGGGCUAACUGCAAGGAACUUGCUGGCCAAGCUGAUGUUGAUGGCUUUCUAGUGGGCGGAGCCUCUCUUAAGCCCGAGUUUGUUGACAUCAUCAACGCGCGGGCAUAGAGAAGGUUUCACUGAGUCACAGAAUGAUCACAGAGUCCAGACACAGCACAUCCAUGUCCAAUCUCUAACCACUUAUCCUAGACAAAUGGAGGCAAUUGGAGUCUGUAAGUGAGAGUAAUGAUAGUAACUCUACACUGCAUACUGGCUGAGUCAUAGCUUGUAUGGUUUCACUCCUUAACAUUUCACAGUAAGUGUCAAGGGGAAGGGGUUAGUGUGUUUAGUAUUGGACCACUGGCUUCCACUUUUUUCCCUACCUCUGCUAAGUGUGUUUAAGAUGGUGAAGGCAUAAAGGCACCAUUGCCCUUGGAUGAAGUUCCUUACUAGCUUUAGCACCUGAACUAUAUUAGCUAUAUGUUUACAAAGUGUACUACUUGAUCGGAUAGGUCCACAUAAGUACGCGUUAAAUGGUAGUGACGAUAUACUUGCACUGUGCGCAUUGUGCUAUUCCCUUUUUAAGACUGGCCCUGUUCCAAAACCCUCCAGAAGUGCGUUCUUAAUCUUUUCUUUUCAUUUAUAGUUGCUGCUCUUACCAAGGGCUGAGUGACAGCAAAACAGCUUUAACCUUUAUACUUCUUCAAAGCUGGUACUUCCUGGUAAUCCAAGUUCACAAUGCUCAUUCACUUUGAGGUUAGAAACGGUACUUUAAAAAACUUUGUUCUCCAUCUUCCUGCCUUUUUCUGAUGUGAAAUGGAAGGAAUGAACUGAAAUCACAUGGUUUUGAGGCGUGCUAUUCCAAAGAGACGAGAGCCAGUCAUUAUACGUCAGACCUCUCACUAACUCUCAGGCUCCAUUUUCCUGCCUGGGUUUCUAGCUGAUAAUUACAGCUGACAAGUGACACUUGAGUGUGUUUUUUUUCUCAGUCAGAAGCUUGUAAUUACAGUAAUUCUGCCCUGGAUUGAAUGCAGCAUGAAAUGUAUUUUUUUUCCCCCCUCACCUUUUCCACCCAUUUGGGUAUCAGUUAGUAGAAAGACAGGAAGUGCGCACUUCUUUAGACAUUUGGAACUGGGCCACUGUAUUAUAUGAAACUGUAAUCAUUACUUGAUGUCGUAUUCCCUCUGCUCUCACUCUUAUUCUGUAGCUGAAAUAAACUGUAUUGUCCGCCACAAAAAAAC